AUGGUGGCCACUGAUAUCUUCAUCUAUUUUUACAGUGGUGUCGAAUUCGCUACACGCUCAAUUCAAGUUGACUCGAAGACAAUUAAAGCCCAGAUCUGGGAUACCGCCGGACAGGAGCGUUACCGUGCCAUCACUUCCGCCUACUACCGCGGUGCUGUUGGAGCUCUCCUCGUCUACGAUAUCAGCAAACAUCAGACCUACGACAAUGUGACUCGGUGGUUGAAAGAGUUGCGUGAUCACGCCGACUCGAACAUCGUUAUCAUGUUGGUUGGAAAUAAGAGUGAUUUGAGACACCUUCGUGCUGUGCCUACGGAAGAUGCCAAGCAAUUUGCCAGCGAGAACAACCUGUCAUUUAUCGAGACUUCGGCCCUCGACGCUAGCAACGUUGAGCUUGCUUUCCAGAACAUCCUGACAGAAAUCUAUCGUAUCGUAUCAAGCAAGGCCCUGGACCAGGGUGAGGGUGGACAAAACCCACUCAGCGACCGCCGUCAAGUCGUGGAAAUAAGCAAGACUCAAGAUACGGAGACAAAACAGGGAUGCUGUUAA
Messenger RNA from Talaromyces atroroseus, 546 nucleotides. Its product is annotated as Ras-related protein Rab-11A. Gene Ontology annotation, biological process: exocytosis. The coding region runs from base 1 to 546 and encodes 181 amino acids. Gene Ontology annotation, cellular component: recycling endosome. Gene Ontology annotation, molecular function: GTPase activity; GTP binding. The record is from RefSeq and is a predicted model, not a curated record. Lineage: Eukaryota; Fungi; Ascomycota; Eurotiomycetes; Eurotiales; Trichocomaceae. The transcript has 3 exons.